Physcomitrium patens is the source of this 3600-nucleotide messenger RNA. Its product is annotated as calmodulin-binding protein 60 D. Gene Ontology annotation, cellular component: nucleus. The record is from RefSeq and is a predicted model, not a curated record. Gene Ontology annotation, molecular function: calmodulin binding; DNA-binding transcription factor activity; sequence-specific DNA binding. Lineage: Eukaryota; Viridiplantae; Streptophyta; Bryopsida; Funariales; Funariaceae. Gene Ontology annotation, biological process: regulation of salicylic acid biosynthetic process.
UGGAGGUGUAGGUUUGGAGGAUAGUGGGUGGAAGGCGUUGGCGGAUAUCGGCACAGCUUUGGGUUGUGGUGUUUAUUAGAGAUCACUGUGGGGCUCCAGUUGAAGGUGUUGUCAAGUUCUGACAGUGACUUACUUAAGCUAGUUUAUACUGGAUCGCGUUGUAGUUUUUUCCAACGAAAGACCGCAAACAAUUUCGCAGUGGUUGGGUUGGAGACUGAUUGUCGGGAGUUACACUGCGGAGCAGGAACGUUGAAGGAAGGUUCAGGUUUGUUCAGGGUUAGGAGGUUGGUGUGUGUGUGUGUUGAGGAGAGGGGACCAACAUUCGACAAGGGAGAGCGGAGUUGUCGUUGAAUAGAGCGUUUGGCGGAUACUAGUCAGUCCGUGUGGUUAAACACUUGAUUAAAAGCAUCAACGAUUUCGGCCAGCCCCGCUUACCGUGUUCGGUUCUCCAUCUCGAUUCUCUCUUUCGUGAUCGACUUGUGUCUGUGAACCGUCUUCAUUGAACCAAUCAAACUGGAAAUUUCGACGAGCGGAGGUUUUGUGAUCUUAAAUUACGUCCGUUAUAGCCGUCGAACUUGCGGUGGCGAGGUCUGUAGCUUGGUGAGAGCUUCCACUGCCUGCCAUCCUGGGAAUGCUGUGAUUGUGAAUUCCAAUCCACAUUCGUGCUACAUUGGUCAAGAAGAGAAGUGCGCGAGAAGUAGCGUUGGAAGUAACUUUGAAAGGCAUCGACGAUUCCGGCACGUCCUAUCGUCAAUCUGGCUUACCCUGCUGUUAGCUCAACGACACGGAUGACUAUGACGAGAGAGAAACGGCCGCUUGAUAGAGAUGCCUUUACAGAAGGCAUGCCUGAUGAGAAACGCCCUCGGCUUGCGAGUGUUAUAGUGGAGGCAGUGAAAAUGGACAGUUUACAGAAACUGUGCUCAACUUUGGAGCCCCUACUUCGGCGAGUGGUUGGAGAGGAAGUUGAGCGUGCACUUUCAAAGUUCGUCGCUCCUAAAGUGGGAAUUCGGUCGUCACCGAAAAGGAUACAAGGUCCAGACCAACAAAAUUUGCGCUUACAAUUUAGGAACAAGUUAGCUCUUCCUCUCUUUACCGGAAGUAAAGUCGAGGGGGAGCAAGGUUCUGCGAUACAUGUGGUCUUACAGCAUGCCGGCACUGGCCAAGUUGUUACCACUGGUCCUGAAGCCUCAGCCAAACUGGACAUCGUAGUUUUAGAGGGUGAUUUCACAGCUGAGGAUGAGGAUGAUUGGACUCAGGAAGAGUUUGAAAACUGUGAGGUUAGGGAGCGAGAUGGGAAAAGGCCUCUUCUCACUGGAGAUCUUAGCGUGUCUCUAAAGGAUGGAGUGGGGACUUUGGGAGAGCUAACGUUUACGGAUAACUCUAGUUGGAUUCGAAGUCGCAAGUUUCGAUUGGGCGUGAAAAUUUCAUCCGGUUAUUGUGAGGGUCUGCGAAUUCGAGAAGCUAAGACCGAGGCCUUCACUGUGAAGGAUCAUCGAGGAGAACUCUACAAGAAGCACUAUCCGCCUGCUUUAAAUGACGAGGUUUGGCGAUUGGACAAGAUUGGAAAAGACGGUGCUUUCCACAAACGUCUAAAUCAAGCAAGUAUCUUGACUGUUGAAGACUUUCUGCGCUUGGUGGUCAUGGACCCUCAAAGGCUGCGUAACAUAUUGGGAAAUGGUAUGUCGAACAAAAUGUGGGAGGGCACCGUGGAGCAUGCAAAAACUUGCGUUUUGAGUGGAAAAUUGCAUGUGUACUACGCGGACGACAAACAGAAUAUUGGCGUUAUAUUCAAUAAUAUUUUUCAGCUCAUGGGGCUCAUUGCUGAUGGGUCAUAUAUGUCCGUGGAUUCCCUCUCUGAUAGCGAGAAGGUGUAUGUGGACAAACUGGUAAAAGUAGCAUAUGAAAACUGGGAGAAUGUGGUAGAGUACGAUGGCGAGGCCCUAAUUGGUGUAAAGACGUAUCAAGCCAAAGGUUUCGAUACUCGAAUUGAGGACCCUCUUGGUGGCCGUAACAUAUCCAAUAUGCACCCGCAAGGUAGUGCGGGUAAUGGAGGACCAGGGUCUCUUUCGUAUGGACAGGAACAACGAAGAAUGACUUCACGAUCUUUUGCUGGUCUCAGUCAGAUGCCUGACAACCACAGCAUCUCGGGGCCCGUUCUGCAGAUGAACAGCAGCAUUGACAACCACCAUCAAACCGUCGCCGGAUCUUCUCCUAAUAACUUGCUUAUGGGAGGAGGGCAUACCGGACUAACUGGACUAGCACUAGGUCCUCCACAGAGUAGCGUGACUGCCUCGAGGUCUGACAUGACUGGCUUAGCCCCUCCCGCGUCCAUGAUGAAUGUUCCAUCCGGUGCUAACGAUUGGCAGCAGCUUGGUCGACGGGAUUUUAAGCGACAGGAGAGUUUUGGACUGAGAUUCCCAGGUAACGGCAAUUCGUUUGGUGAGGACAUCACCGAGGAUGAGCUUCGCGCGCGAAGCAUGGAGCUUCUAGAGAACGAGGAUAUGCACACACAGAUACAGCAGCUGCUGCGCAUGUUUAAUGGACAGGUAGGGGACAUUCCGCUCAGUCCAUAUGGCCCUGUUCCAGAGGAUGAUGCUUUUCCAUUUGUUGGGUUACCUGGGGAUGAGGAUGUGGGUGGGUUCAAACCCCCCCGAGCCAAUGGCAAGGCCUACGUGGGAUGGUUGAAGCUGAAAGCCGCUUUGCACUGGGGCAUUUUCAUCCGGAAACGGGCAGCUGCAAGGAGGGCUCAGCUGGACGAGGUUGAUGAGGAGUCAUGACAUUGUUCAGAUUUAAGUAUUUAGUAGGAUUCAUUCUUUCAAGGCGUGAGGUUCCUUUUUGUCAUCAUCAGCUUGUCUUGCUUCUGAUCACUUCUUCCAUCGUUAUUUUGGAGCCUUUUUAGCCGCUUCCAAUGGAUCGUCUGUGUAAGUCUUCUGGAAAUGAUGCACUUCUCGAGGAUAGCAGACCGCUUGCAGACAUUACCGAGAGCUAUGCUCUGUAUAUUAGUGCAGUACUACACUUGAAUUGUAUCUAUCUCCGCGUUUGCGAAGAUAUUGCUUAAAUUCAGGGUAGUCGGAUAUAGUUUAGUGAUGCAGGAGGGUUUACGUACUUGGUAGUUCAGUUUAGUAUAUUGAAGAUUUUUAUUUUUUUAUUUUUUUAUUUUUUGUGAUUUUUGCCGCUUGUGUGGCUGCCUAUGUUUGAUAUAGAUGACUAGCAGCGAUAUCUACUGCUGAUGAUCUCCAGAUGUAGUUUUGUAGAUAAAAGGAUUCUUCUUCUUCUUGUGGGAGUUUUUUCUUUUUCUUUUUCUUUUGCUGUAACGUCGCAUUUUUCCUCCCUUCGUGUUGGAUUAGGUCUCAGCAAAGAACGGAAGGCCAGGUUGAAGACUGGAUGUUCACUAUGCUUCUCACUGAACAAUUUAGCUUCGAACUUGUGGUUGUCGAUUGCUCACUAAUAUGUAGGCCAUGCUUCCACAAUAGGGUUAGGAAGCGAAUUAAUUUCGUAGUCUUUACUUUUUUUCUUACACUGUAAUGUACAAUUUCACUAGUCUAAUAUUAAUGCUAUUUUACCAGGGAAGACUGAAUAUCAGGUCUUCUUAUUUUAUCA